CUCCGUAUGUGCGGUAGUAAUCUAAUGGAGAUCCAACAGUGUAGUAAGGCUUGCCAGAGUCUAUAAACAAGACCAAUAUCUGCUUGAUAGCUUGUUAACAUUAAUCAAGGAUCCCGGCCAUGGCCAAAGAAAAGAGUCGGAAACACACAAAUGGCGAAGUCAAGCAGAAGAAACGGAAACUGAGCCACGAUACUGAAGACGGCACAGUGGUCGACACCUCCAAACCGACAGCCGUCUUCCAACCGUCCGGUGGCCGGUCUCACACGCUCUCGAUCGCGCUCCCAGGAAGCAUCAUAGCCAACGCCAAAUCCCACGAACAAAAGACUUUCCUGGCAGGUCAAAUAGCUCGUGCCCUGGCGGUAUUCUGCGUCGACGAGAUCGUCGUCUUUGACGAUGAAGACGCCACCACACAGCGCCGACGGCCGGAAGUAGGGGAAGGCGAGUACACUGCCUUUUCCCACCCGGACCACUUCCUGGCGCACGUUCUUUCGUAUCUCGAGACACCACCGCACCUGCGAAAGACCCUGUUCCCCAUGCACCCCAACUUGCGCACGGCGGGGACGCUGCCGAGUCUCGACAUGCCUCACCACCUGCGCGCCAACGAAUGGUGCGAGUACCGCGAAGGCGUCACCGGCCAUUCCACGACCGGGACCGGCGGUGGCGGGACACUGGUCGACGUAGGACUCCCAGAGUACCUGGAGGUCCCCGAGGAGAUCCCGGCCGGUACGCGCGUCACGUUGCGGCUGCACGAUCAACAUUCCACGACGGCCGAAACGGUUGCGCCCGGCGCUCCCCGGGAAGAAAAGGGCUACUACUGGGGGUACGCGGUGCGGCAGUGCAACAGCCUGUCGAACGUGUUCACGGAGUGUCCCUUCGACGGAGGCUACGACUUCUCGAUAGGGACGUCGGAGCGAGGUACGGCCUUGAGUGACACGCUGAAAAGCUCGGCCUUGUCGAACAGCCCACCGUUCAACCGUGUGCUGGUCGUCUUUGGCGGCGUCGCUGGUCUGGAAAAGGCCGCCAGGAACGACCCCCAACUCCAGACGAUGGGCAUCGCCGAGGAUAACGUCAAUGAUCUGUUUGAUGCUUGGGUCAAUGUCUUGCCCGGUCAGGGCAGUCGCACCAUCAGAACCGAAGAGGCGGUCUGGUUGGGCUUGAUGGGUCUGAGGCCAUUUACGGAACAAUUGGGAUGAUGAGUAUGGGGCACCAAGUUGCAGACCCAGAAGAGAAGACACUGAUUUUCCUUCUCGCGCUGCACCUUCCACUGGUGCCAGGUUCUUAUGGGUCAAAACUGAAAUUCUAUUAAUUAUUGCAUGUCUAGGACUCUAUGUAAGGACAAUUCUGCUUCGUCAAA
Molecule: messenger RNA, 1354 nt
Organism: Exophiala oligosperma
Lineage: Eukaryota; Fungi; Ascomycota; Eurotiomycetes; Chaetothyriales; Herpotrichiellaceae
Exons: 2
Coding region: 120-1193 (357 amino acids)
Source: RefSeq, a predicted model, not a curated record